UAAAGCUCUGGCUUCAGCUCUGAGAUCAAACCGUUCACACCUGAUAGAGCUGGAUCUCACAGGAAAUGAUCCUGGACAAUCAGGAGUGAAGGAGCUCAGUGACUUACUACAAGAUGGAGUCUGUUCAUUAAAGACCAUCAGGUUUUUGAAAAGUCCUGCUGCAGAGGAAGCGUGUGAGUAUCUCACUGGAGUUUUGGGUAAAAGUCCAUUACUACUGAAAGAACUGGAUUUGAGUGAAGAUAAAUUAGGAGAUCUGGAUGGGGAGAAACUCUCUGCUCUUUUGAUGGAUUCUCAUAGCAAACUGGAGAAAAUAAUGCUGAAUAAUUGUGAGCUGACGGAGAAAAGCUGUUCAGUUCUAGCUACUGUUCUCUCCUCCAAAACCAUCCUGAAAGAGAUGAACCUGAACAACAGUCGUCUGCUGGACUCAGGAGUCAAAGAGAUCUGUGAGGGACUGAAGAAUCCUGUGUGUGAGCUAAAGAUACUGAAACUCUCAGACUGCAGUAUCACUGAAGAAGGUUAUAAAGCUCUGGCUUCAGCUCUGAGAUCAAACCCUUCACACCUGAUAGAGCUGGAUCUCACAGGAAAUGAUCCUGGACAAUCAGGAGUGAAGGAGCUCAAUGAUUUACUACAGGAUCCAAACUGUCAACUCAAGACACUGAGGUUUUUGGGUCCUGCUGCAGAUGAAGCCUGUCAGUAUGUGACUGGAGUUGUGGGUAAAAACCCGUUACUCCUGAGAGAGCUGAAUCUGAGUGGACAUGAACUAGGAGACGCACGAGUGAAUCAGAUCACUGCUCUACUGCAGGAUAAACACUGUCAACUCAACACACUGAUACUCUCAAACUGCAGUAUCACUGAAGAAGGUUAUAAAGCUCUGGCUUCAGCUCUGAGAUCAAACCCUUCACACCUGAUAGAGCUGGAUCUCACAGGAAAUGAUCCUGGACAAUCAGGAGUGAAGGAGCUCAAUGAUUUACUACAGGAUCCAAACUGUCAACUCAAGACACUGAGGUUUUUGGGUCCUGCUGCAGAUGAAGCCUGUCAGUAUGUGACUGGAAUUGUGGGUAAAAACCCGUUACUCCUGAGAGAGCUGAAUCUGAGUGGAUGUAAACAAGAAGACACAGGAGUGAAUCAGAUCGCUGCUCUACUGCAGGAUAAACACUGUCAACUCAACACACUGAAUCUGUUUUAUUGCAGUAUUACAGAGAAACAGUGUCUCAUCCUGACUUCAGCUCUGAAAUCAAACCCAUCACACCUGAGAGAACUGAACCUGAGCUGGAAUCAAAUAAAAAACACAGGAGUGAAUCACUUAUGUGACGUACUGAAGGAUUCACACUGUAAACUGGAGAGAUUGAGUUUAAGUGACUGUGAAAUGACAGAUGAAGGUUGUUCUGCUGUGACUUCAGCUCUGAAAUCAAACCCAUCACACCUGAGAGAACUGAACCUGAGCUGGAAUAAACUAGGAGACUCUGGAGUGAAAAACCUCAGUGAUCUACUGAUGAACACACAAUUCAAGCUGGAGAAACUAGAUCUGUGUGGAUGCAGUAUUACAGAGAAACAGUGUCUCAUCCUGACUUCAGCUCUGAAAUUAAACCCAUCACACCUGAGAGAACUGAACCUGAGUGUGAAUCAAAUAAAAAACACAGGAGUGAAUCACUUAUGUGACGUACUGAAGGAUUCACACUGUAAACUGGAGAGAUUGAGUCUUUCUGACUGUGGAAUUACAGAUGUUUCUUCUUUAACUCAGUCUUUGACAAACACAAAAGCACUGCAGUUUCUAAAAGAGCUUCAUCUGAGAAACAAUAUGAUUGGAGACUCAAAGCAGCAGCUCAUUGAUGUGCUACAAGACUCAAACUGUAAACUGAAGUGAGUAAACUUCACUUUCUGAUA
Messenger RNA from Labeo rohita (rohu), 1884 nucleotides. Its product is annotated as ribonuclease inhibitor-like. The coding region runs from base 284 to 1864 and encodes 526 amino acids. The record is from RefSeq and is a predicted model, not a curated record. NCBI's taxonomy places the organism in Eukaryota, Metazoa, Chordata, Actinopteri, Cypriniformes, Cyprinidae. The transcript is spliced from 11 exons. Gene Ontology annotation, molecular function: protein binding.